CCAUUGGUAUUAUGGAAAUAUUCUUGGAGCCCCGAACAGCCGUGUAGUGGUGGAAAGAAAUGAAGCGCAAACGGCACGAAAUUGACAUGAGUGGUAGUGCGUUGGGCGGGCGGGUGAGCGUCAGUCGCAGGCGGAACGACGGAGGCGCUUGCACGUCGUGGUCUCCUUGGAAACGUUAACCGAAGCCAUUUUCGGGCCAAUAACUAUACAUCGGUUUUGUAUUGUUCUGUGAUUAACAAUCGGUGGUGACCUUAACGAGCCAGACGCCAGAGGCUAAACACAGUAACGAUUUGAACGCCCCACCGCCAAAACUCUCAGCUAGAUGGAGCCACUGUCACUAUAUUAUCAUAGAAUCAUUCGAUCUACUAUCAACGUUGCGUUUGGCGCCAAAAUUGCACAAAGUAGCUGAUACACGAAUGCGUACGUAUCAUCGAAAAUCAAAUUCUGUAAAAUAAUAAAACGAUCAUAUACAAUAAUAUGUUUUGGUAUUAUCGAUAAACGGUAGUAAUAAUUAGUUUAUUCAUUGUUCCACGAUAGUUGGUAUAUUAACAAAAUAUUAGUUAUCAUAUGAAGUUAAGUAAAUAGGUGAUGCGCAUGUUUUUACGAUUUUUUACUGACGUCUGACACAGCAGCUGCAGCUAACGUUGUACUGCUUACUUCGAUUUGAAAAGUGGUCUGCGUGCGAUGUCCGGCGAUAUGAACUCCAACGACGAUGAUCUAAAAGCUUUGGCUCUGUUCUUGGAGGCUGAAGUUGAUGGUGAUCCGAGAACUGCAGAAAAAAUCAUAGAACCCAAAGAGGAUGUUAUAAAGGACAACACUGACAACGGUAGUCUACUGCCUGAAAAUUCUGGAAAAGCAAAUGGAACAUUUAGUGACUUUUUCAAAUCAAUGAAGUCGAAAAUCGUUGAUUUGGAUGAAGAGGUAGUUAAAUGUGAACCAAAGAAGAAGUCAAUACCCAAAAUACCGAAAUUUGGUUUUGAUCCCUUAGCAGACCCUGUGUUUGGUUUACGUAUAAUCAAUCCGUUGUUGUCAUCUCAGACAAUUCAAGACAGAAUGAUUGGUAAAGUGCCGGUGCCUGUUGGCCGAGUGAAAACACAUCUGAAGUCUGCAGACGAUUCUGAUUGGGUUGUAGCCGGCGUUUUGGUAAACAAAUCUCUCCCAAAGACUUCACAAAAAGGUUCUACUUUUAGCAUAUGGAAAAUAAGUGACUUAAAACCAGGUUUAAUGAGCACUGUUACAAUAUUUUUAUUUGGCCGCUCACAUGCUGACUUGUGGAAAACAGACAUAGGAUCUGUAGUUGGAAUACUAAAUCCAAAAGAAAUGGAUGGUAAAGACAAGAAGGAUGAAAUAGCAUUAUCCAUUAAUAGUGGUGAUCAAGUGAUGUUGUGGGGUAAAUCCAAAGAUUAUGGAACUUGUAAAGGAACUAAGAAAAAUGGAGACAAGUGUGAUAUGUUUGUUAACAUUAGUAACUGUGAUGUUUGUACAUAUCAUGUAAAACGAGAAUAUAUCAAGCAUUGUAGCCAAAGAGCAAAUAUUGGAAAUUCUAGACCAACAGCAGCCCACAGCUUACGAGAUAAAGUAUUGGGCAAAAAUGAGGUGUUUUAUGGUGGUCAAAGUUUUGUGUCUACUAAAUCUAAUCAUUCAAAAUUAAUGAAAGAAGACCAAGUGAAGCUUCAACGAUUGAAAUCUACCAAAACGCCUACAUUAGGCCCAAUUGAAACUCUUACCACCGCACCUCGUGCUACUAUUGCUAAUCGUCGAGCUACUGCUAUUAAAGACUUUGUUAAUGAUUUAAAAACCAAUGAAAUUAGUGGUUCAGGAAAAAAGAAUAUUGAUCAUAAAGAAAUUCCAAAAAUGUGUACAUUCAAAGACAUAUUAGGUAGCUCAUCAAACCUUAAAAAUUUUGGAUCCAUGCGCUCAAAAUGUGCCAAAGCUAAUGCAUUGAAUUUUAUUAAAUCAAAUGGGACAAUCCAAAAAGAGAAUCCCCAUUUAUUUGAAAAAAGUAAAGGUGGUAAAAAAAGAAAAUUGCCCGAAGAUAUUGUUUUAGAUUUAGGCAUAGAAAAAAAAGCUGCUGUUGAAGAAAAAGUUUCAUCAAGAUUUUUGGAACUUAUGAAAGCUACUUCUCAGAACCAAGACCUUAUUGAUACAGCUCAGCAAGAAGCUGAAGACAAAUAUUUUGAUCAGAUGGAUAAAAAGGAAAAAAUGGAAUACAAAAUGAUGAAUACGUACAAGGUGCCUUGCAAAGCUGUACGUUGUAUGGUGUGCAAAUAUACUUGGUUUUCAGCAUCCGAAUGGUGUAAAACUGAAAAACAUGCAUUGCGUGUAAUGGAUGCUACUAAAAGAUUUUUCAAAUGCAAUGAUUGCAACUCAAGAAUCGCUUGUUUGACAAUGUUCCCUAUGAUUUCGUGCAAAAAUUGCAAUGGUUCCAAAUGGGAACGAGCACCGAUGAUGGGUCACAAAAAGGUUGAUGAAGUCCAUUUGAGUAUUCGUGGAGAUGAACAAACAUUCUUGAGCUCUAUGCAACCAAAACUUAGUAUGGGCUUAAUGGUAGCAGAAGAAGAUUGAUUUGUGAUCAUUUGCUUCACAUUUUCUUUGUAAAUAUAUUUGUACUUAAUGUAAUUAAUAAUUAAUUGUUUGGUAGUUACUAGAAUUUUAAUAUUAAAAACUAACCAAUUUUAUAUAAA
Myzus persicae (green peach aphid) is the source of this 2684-nucleotide messenger RNA. It is a transcript of the gene Mcm10, whose product is annotated as protein MCM10 homolog. The transcript has 6 exons. Gene Ontology annotation, biological process: DNA replication initiation; DNA replication. NCBI's taxonomy places the organism in Eukaryota, Metazoa, Arthropoda, Insecta, Hemiptera, Aphididae. Gene Ontology annotation, molecular function: DNA replication origin binding; single-stranded DNA binding. The record is from RefSeq and is a predicted model, not a curated record. Bases 685 to 2565 code for a protein of 626 amino acids. Gene Ontology annotation, cellular component: replication fork protection complex; nucleus.